GGGAGAGCUGCGCGGCCGGGCCCGGCACCGGCGCCCGCGGGCCUCCAGGCGCCCGGGAGCGGAGCGGCCCUGGCACCGGGAAAGGAGCGUGUGCGGAUCGGCCCCGGUGAGUCUUUACGGAUGGAAUAGCACCUACAAGGUUCUGUGGUACAGAGCAAGUCUGGAAGACGCCAAAAGAGUAGGCCUUAACGCAGGGAUGGAUUUCACAGAAGCCUAUUCUGAUCGAUGUUCUGCCGUGGGCUUUGCAGCCAGAGAAGGAAAUGUUAAAAUGCUGAGGAAGCUAAUUAAGCAAGGAUACAGCAUCGAUGUUGCAGAUAACAGGGGUUGGGUGCCAAUCCAUGAAGCAGCAGCUCACAAUUCCAGUGAAUGUCUGAGGCUGCUAAUUCGUGCAGCUCCGUCUGACGAGUACAUAAACUCCAAGACGUUUGAAGGGAUGUGCGCGCUGCACCUCUCCGCACGCCACGGCGCCUUGGAAAGCGCUCGUGUUCUUCUGGAAGCUGGGGCUGACCCCAAUGAAGUCACCAACGAAGCAACCACCCCGCUGUUCCUAGCUGUUGAGAAUGGACACGUAGACAUGGCAAAGUUUCUGCUUCAACGGGGAGCAAACGUUCAGGGACCUCAUUCUUGGUCUGGAUGGAAUUCUUUGCACACAGCUGCUUUUCAGGGAUUCACUGAGAUAAUGAAAAUACUCCUGGAGAGUGGGGCAAGCAAGGAAUCUAAGGAUGACUUUGGAAUAACACCUUUGUUUGUUGCUGCUCAGUAUGGAAAGCUGGAGAGUUUAAAGCUGCUUGUCUCCCAAGGUGCAGACAUAAACUGUCAAGCCAAGGACCAAGCCACUCCCCUGCUGAUUGCUGCACAGGAGGGCCACUUCAAGUGUGUGGAACUGCUGUUAGCAAAGGGGGCAAAUCCAAACCUCUUCUGCAACGAGGAUAACUGGCAGCUGCCCAUUCACGCGGCGGCUGAAAUGGGCCGUAAGAAGACAUUAGAGAUGCUAAUACCAGUCACUGAUCGGAUUUGUGACAAAGGCAAAGGCAAAGUGAGCCCUGUGUAUUCAGCGGUAUGUGGCGGUCAUAAAGAGUGUUUGGAAGUCUUACUCAGAGAAGGCUACAGCCCAGAUGCUCAAGAGUGCCUUGACUUUGACUGCAGAUCACCCCUGUGUAUGGUCUUCCAAAGAGGGUUCUUUAGUUUCAUCGAUAUCUUCCUGAGACACGGCAUCACCUUACUUGGUGUCCAUCUGGGGUAUUGCCUGUCCCAUCACAAGUUUCCUUUGUUCCGGCGCUUCUUGAAGCUGGGCUGUUCCCUGCCUUCUGGGGACAAGUUAGCAGAGUUCAGGAGCUACGCAAUUAAAGCACAUGAGGCGUACAAGGAAUGGCUGCCGUACCUGCUCUUGGCUGGCUUCAACCCUGUCCAUUUGAUGUGCAGAGACUGGAUUUUCUCUGUGAGUGAGAAUGUCCUUAAUUUCACCCUGGAGUUCACUGACUGGAAGAGACUCCCACGAGCCGUAGAGCAAGACCUUUUGGACUACAAAGAGGAGUUCACUUGGACUCCCAAGAGCCACUUUGCCUUCAUUCCUUGCCUAUCUCAUCUCUGUCGCCUCAAGAUCCGUUCCAUUUUAACGAGCAAGCGCCUUCGAUCCGACCGGUUUAUCCGGGACUUGCCAUUGCCAACUUGUCUCCAGGACUUCCUUCUCUACUUGGAUGUACUGCGGGUCAACGGCAUCCCAGGCGUGGAGGAGUAUCUGGGGCAGAGGGAGGAGGGAGCUCCCUCUGCCGGUCACUCCAGCACUGACGAUGCAGCGAGAGAUGCCUGUUCCAGUGCCAGGUGAUGGUGCUGCCGAGCGACUCAGCCCCGUGGCUGCAGAUUUUGUACAGGCAACUAGCAGAUGCUGGAGAAGCACUACUGUAAAUAAUUGGAGUGACAAAUCUCUUCUGGCUGCAGUUUUCUGCUGUAGCUACAAGUUUGUUAGAAGGCCUGUGAUUCACUUGUUUAAAAGGACUGUUGUGGCUUUCUAAGUCUGAACAUUUUCUCAUUUUUGAAAGGAUUUUUUUACAUCUUAAGGAGUAAAAAACUCCCUUGUUGAGUGAACACAGCUCACAUAGGGGUCAUUUAUUUGGGGAUACACUGCUAGCAGAUGCUCUAAGUACUGCAUAUACCAAAUGAGAGUCCAGAAACACAAGAUUGUAGUGUUGUUAGGGAUUUAUGUGUUGGGGGAGGGAUCUAGCUGAACCACAGGCAGGACAAUAAGAAAGGAACUGCAUUUUUUCUUCUUUCUCCUCUCUUCGGCCGUCUGUAUUUGGCAGAAGGUCGGAGCAGGAGGCUGACUCAUCGCCUCCACCCAGCCCCUCCCCCUGUGGAGCCCAUGGGCAAGGCACAGGAUAUCCCCCCCAAGCACACAACAGAACACCCCUGUACAACAGCCCCUCCUUCAGGGAAGUGAGAAAGCCAGCGCUGGCCUUGUGCUGGGAGAGCCCUCAUCCUGCAGAGCUCGAGCCAGCCUCACUGGUAGUAGAUGUUGAAGGCGUGCAGGAUGUACAGGAAGGCUGUGAGGAAGGCAAAGAACUGCAGGAGAGAAAACAAGCAAAAGCUGGGGUCAGCCGGUUCCUCUCAUUGCUCUCCACCUGGGGCAAGCUCCCAGCCUAGAGCUCUUUCCAGCCCCAAAGAGGCAAAGCCCCCUCGUUUCCCCGGAGCCACACGUGGCCGUCCGUGAGCUGCGCCAGGAGCAGCCACACUGGCUGCGCCACACCACAGAGACUGGAGCCGGAGCCCUGACCCGUGUGGCACCGCUGGGCUUGGCCUGGCUCUGCUGUGGCUUGGAUAUUGGUUCUUGCACCCCCAGGGGGACCUGCAGGAGCUGUGGGCUGCCUGGGCUUUUCUGGGCCCACUCACCGAUGCGGCGCUGUUGAGCUGGUAGUAAAGCGGCGUCUGGUACUCAGACUCGGAGCGGAUGGUGGCGUUGGCUUGCAGGACUGCGGCACUCAGGUACAGAAUGGCUGUGGCACCGUGGUACAGACUGUCCUGCAAAACAAGGGAGCAGGGAGGAUCAAAGCCUGCCCAGGACCCCAUCCUCCUGUGAUUCACCCUGAGGAUGGGGCCCACCCUCUGCUCGUGUGAGUGGUGCACACACACACACCCCCCAAGAUGGGCUGGGACCAAACCCUUGUUUGUGCCACUCUGAACCCUCCCACACAGUGGCAAUAGCCUAGUACAGCUCUCCCCAGCACUUCCAGGUGGAAAGGGCCAGUUGUCUAUAGAAGGGGCAGCAGCUGAACAGCUGAGACAUCACCAGCCACGGUGGUCUUGUGCCCAGGCUGCUGCUGCCAACACCUGCCAGUGACCCAGCCCCUCCUUACCAGCACUCUCCAGUUCUCGCUGUUUUUGUGAAAGCCAAAGAGGUAGCUCAGGAGGAAGAACAGGGAGAUGAGGCAGGAGCUGAGGGACACGUACAUCACCCAUCCCUGCAGCAGCGGUAAGGAGACGGAAGUGGCAGCCACGAGGAUCCACACCCAGGUCCCGCACAACUGCCAUGACAAACAGGCACCUCUGAUGAGUGUGGAGUGGAGAAAGCCCCUUCUACUCCCUGAGUCCCUCCUCACCUCCCUCCCAGGCCAGCCCCAGCAGCUGUUGAAAGCCCUCCAUCUCCAGGCAGUAUCCCAGAGUGUCCCAGCCUGACAGCAGCACCACAAGCUGCCAUGAGCUUCCCUGAAUGCGUUUGGGAGCUGCUUCAAAAUGUUUCUUAGGGAAGCGAAAAGUCCACUGACACCUUUAACACAAGGAAACGUCUCGCCCUGAGGGCUUUGCUGCAGAAGCCAGAAAAUGGGCUUUUAUCUGGGGAAGGUGAGGUCAGCCCAGCCUUGCCCACUAACUAAUCUGCUGGACUUGAAAUCACAGCAUGAGGAAGUCUCCUCCUCACUCCACGCACCAGCCCGUCCACCUGAAGUAUUUACUGUGCAUAAACAGCACCUGCAGGGUUAUCUGGAGGAGCUCAGGCCAGCCAGUGCUGUUCCAGCUCGGGUGGGUCAAACCCCUUCUCCCCGGCUCUGCAGCAGGGAGCCGGCUCUGUGGCCACCAGCAGCUCCCAGCACAGCCCAGCCCCAGGGAUUGCCUGUGCUGUGGCAAAGUACACCCGUGGUUAUCAGCCAGUGCCCUCGGAUGCCCUCUGGACCCAGAAGCAACUGUAAGAUUCCUGGAACGUUACAAGAUACACAAUAGCUUUCAAGCCCCUGGAAAGUCGUAAUACAGUGAAUAAAACUCCCUUGAUUUCCAGGCAAUUUGUGUGCAGUGAGAGGCACCAGCAGCUCUUCAGCCUCUCCCAACCCUCUCCUUGCCUCAGCGAUGGAGCUGCAGUGUUAGCUUGUCCUCCGGGUGUCCAAAACCCCACACCCGCCCAUCACCUUUGUGCACAAGCUAAAAGCCAAGACUUUCUUUGCCCACGGUCUCCAGGGCCGUUCUGGCGGCCGCUCCCUGCCGUUGUGCCUGGCCGGAGCCAGCAGCAGCGGGGAGCUCGGGAUACUCACAAUCUCCGGUAGGAUGAAGGCGUAGGGGAUGGUUUUGAAGACGGCGGGUCCGGAGGGCAGGGCGGGCUGCGCGGAGCCUUGCGCGGGGGCGGUGGCCAGGGCCAUGGGGGCUGGCGGCCGUGCCCGCUGCGCCGGGGCUGCGCUCGCCUGUGCGUGCUCCGCUCGCCUGUGCGUGCCCCGCGCCGCUCCCGGGCGGCUUUUCAGCGACACACCCGCCGGCGCGUCACGGCGGGACCGGCCCGCGCUGGCACCGCGCCACUCCCGCCGAGGGAAGGGGGAAACGCUACACCCCAGCGGGACAGACACGUUUCCUGACAUCCCUCCUUGCCCUUGGCGCGCUCUCAGGCCCGCAAUAUUCUCCCUUCCACCGCCUCCUCCCUCCCCUGUCAGCUUUCUGCUCCGUGUUCCUGUCAGACUCUUCCCCCCGCCACGUCCAGCCUUUGAAAACUUGCAGCCAAGUGUUCUUUAUAGACAGCUCUGUGAGAAGAGGGAGGGUUUGCCCACGUGCUCCCCAGUGCCCAGCAAGGGCUGCAGGACAGCAGCUUGGGUUUCUGCCUCCCGCCAGCUGUGCUUUGGAAGGACUCUGCCUCCCAUCAGAACCCAGUAACUGGUGGGGUGAAAGGCUGAAGGUGGCCUCUGCCUGUGAGUGACAUCAGUCUGGCCUCUGUAACUCAGGCACUACUCUGCAGCAGGAAGAUGGGAUCCUAGAGAGAUACCGUAUCUCUCUGAUAAGAGAGCCAAGUGAUGCCCCAGGAAUUUGCUUCUGUGCCAAGCUCUUGUGCAAGCGAGACCAAAGAUCAAAUCCAUGUUUCUUACUGUUCAAGCUCCUCCUAAGCAAGGGCAAAUGCCUUAGGGCAUUUUUGGGUUCAGUGUUCUUGUCACCAGGCAGAAAGUGUCCAGACACUCCAACACCAAAAAGACAGGAUUAAUAACUUCCCCCUGGGAGCAGGCAGCACAUACAGCCUGUGGGUACCAACUGCUCAGGGAAAAGGAGCCCCUAGCAGCAUCCUGCUCCCCCUGGGUGAGGGAGGUGCUGUAGUGCAUGCCCCAACUUCUCACCAGCUUUUAUUUGUAUGAGGAGGGUCAAGCACAUUCCUGUGAGUAACCCAACCUUUUCCUGAGUGGGAAGGAGAAAAACAGUAAGUAGAGAGCAACCUGCUCUGCACUGAUUGGACAAGAGAUGACUUUUUUCUUCCCCUAACCUUGCUGACCUUGCUGAGCAGCAUUCUUAAAAAUCAUUGCUAUCUUCCCUGCCAGUUACCAGUCUACUGGGGUACUGGGACAAAGAGACUUUUGUUUACCCUGAUUAAAACAAGAGCUGGAAAUUAAUUGGAAGGUGCAUGAGAGGAGAAAAACAAUGUCUCAGCAUCUGAUCAGCUUCAGCAAAGUACAACACUGGAGGUGGCUACGGGAGGUAGGAACAGCCAGCCACGGCCUCUUCUGACACUGCAAAGUCAAAGAAACGAUCCUUCAGUUAAACUGAUAACAGGAUUCGAGUCUCAAGAUGUUAAAUGUGUUUAAACAUCCAUUACAAGUCAGGUAGCACACAGUUUCUCUUGGGUAAGAAAUUACUCCUAUUGUUACCCCAAUUCUGAAUUGCUCUGUAAUCGAGUCACACGCCGGGAUUGUUUUUCCUCAGUUCUCCCAAGAAAUCAUAAGCCAGCUGUGAGAUGUCAAAGGCUGUGUGAGUGUUGUCUGAAGACAGCAGAUACUGAAGCGCACCGUCGUUCUCCCGGCUCCUUUUCAAGAAGUCAGCAAUCACCUUCCAGCGAGAGGCUUCGGACUCCUCCUCAGCCCACUUGUACUCAGGGAGGAGGGUGGAGUGGAGCAGAGGGAACACAGAGUCGUGGUACACCAGGACAAACAGAGAUUUCAGAAAUUCUUGAUCUCUCUGCAGAGAAGAGCAUUUGCAAAUAUUUCAGUGCAAAGAAGUGGUGUUGCCAAACCCCACCGCAGAAGGAUGUCGCACCAGCAACCCUUCCACUAACCCCCAGUUCCCAGCAGAGCCCCACGGGGAGAUGUGACCUUCCUCGACAAACACCAGUUCUCCUCAAGCUCACCAGCAGCAGCUACACUAUUUAAGCUACAGAUCAACACCUGCUCUCCAACCCACCUCCUUUUGCAGAUGACAAAGGGCCCCACUAUGCAGCAGCCCCUGCCCCAAAUGUCAGUGUGACAGACAGCAGCCUGUGUCAGCUGUUCCCUACAGCCUCUGCAGGGACAGGCCAGACUGGGUGCUGUGGCUACUGGGAAGUGCCACAUCCUCCCUGCCUUGCAAGCCCAAACUCCACUUUGUUUCUCUGCUGCCCUAGGUGGGGAGUCGCAACAAUCCCACUCUCCUGGCAGCACCUGGCACUUAGCAGGAGGCAAGGCCACCCCAGCACUGUUAUUUCACACUUGGACAGGGCCUCUGUGUGUGGUGAGAAUUAUGCCCUCCCCUGUAAAGAGCAGUUUGCAAAGCCCAGAGACCAAGAAUCAGCCUGGUCAAUUGUCAAACACCCACCACUUUAACUAGACACAAUUGGUGUGCCUCAUUUUCCACAUACACACGAGAAGCCCCUCUUUGUCCAAGAAGGAGACCCAGGGAGGCUCUUCCAGAAACGUUCCAGAAACCUGAGUGCUGUGACUGGCCCUGAGCAGUUCACGUCUGGGCAGGAGAGUCAGCAGCUAAGCAUCGAGAACCAUGCAAGGAGGAGUGAGAAUACAGCAGGCAGCAAUCCUCCCAGGGGAGUGGCACACGACAAGUCAGGUAAAACUGGAUGGUUCUGGGAUGCCGAGGAGUUACUAAUUCUUUGAGCAGAUCAGCUUUCAUUUGGGAUGAAUGGCCUUGAAAAAGCCAUUCUGACUCAACAGCAUUUACUUCUGUUUGCGUAAGCCAAGAGGUGUCCUUGUGUAACUUGUCAGGAGCGUGCACCAUCAAUGAAGUAUCCCCCUGCUGCUCACAAGAAGCACGGUGUCUUGGAUGCAGAGCCACUGCCUUUCUCAUUCAGUUCCCUACCCUUGCUUUGUCCAGAGGACAGGAGGUACAACACAGCAGGGCUCAGCCUGGUGACGUGGCCAGUUCAGUUCUCCAGCUGUCUACAUGCCAGAAAGGGACAUUACAACUGUGUGAAGCAGAGAGAGCUGCAGAAUUUGGGGUCCUUUUUUGGGGAAGACUGGAGCUCAGAGGCUGGGGGAGGAAAGCUCAUUUUGUGAAGCUUUGGUACCAAUGGAAAGCUUUUACCAAGGAAGCCACGCUUUGGCUAUGAACUUGUGGUAGCUUCCCCACUAACAACCAUAUGCACACACCAAGACACAAAGUUACAUCCUUCUUCUCUUAGUUUACUGUUAUAAGUGUGGGUAAGAAAUGUAUUUAGCAUCUCUACAUUUCCUAAUUAAAGGUAUGGUGAGAGGAAACAUUACCUAGCAAUAACCCUGGCAGCUUCCAGUUUGAAUUAGAUGGAACAGAUGUCAAAGGAAAGCCUGUUAUGUUACCUUUUCAGAUCUCUUCAGUGUUCUUUCUCUGUCUGCCCAAGCGCUCUAAAAUGAAAUGACAGUGAAAAUCAGGCUGAGAUUGUGGAGGUCUAAAGCAAUCCCAUUUUUAGCUGCAAAGUCUCUCAGGGCAAUCCCACAGUAGUUUAGGCUCCCGUUGCAGUUCCACUUCCCUUGCACUCCCCCAGCCUCCCCUGUGCCAGUUCAGUUGAUCUCAGCAAAGAGCCAUUCCCCCAGCUUUUAUAGAUGGGAUGGAGAGUUGAAACUAUCAGAGCUGUAUAAAUGAAAUCAAGGGACCCACUUGUCAGGAAAGAUCACUCCUAAGUGAGGUUGGUUGAUUUGUUUCCACUCCACAAGCGUGGAGAGAUACAGCCUAACCACAAAGUGGCUGCUGCUGGGACACCUGCCAGGGAAUACACCUGCAGGGGAAAUACAGUGAGCACUGGCCUGCCAGCCAGGAGCCAAGGCAGCUGCUACCUGAUGUGAAAGCAGCCCUGUCCUUGGAGCCAGACAAACAUUCAGCCAGCCAAUCCACCCCAGCACUCUCUUGCUGUUGCCACAGGGCUACAGCAGUGCCCAAAAGAGCCAAUUCAUGCCUUUGCACCCCUCCUCAAUGUCCUCAGGUGUUCCCUUGCACUUUUGAAGGCACGAAAGACACAAGCACUGCAGGUCUGUGAAACAAUGAGGAAACUUUCCUGCUGUUUGGCUCUUUUGCUGUAUCUUUCACAGGAUGAGAAAGGCUCAUACUGUUGGCAGGUGGCUGGAAAUGCUGACAGCCCAGAUGUAACUGAGCACCAUGUAGAUAACGUACCCGAAGGGCAUCCAUCAGGUCUGGCUGAUCCAUGAGUUGAGGGAAAGUGGCUAAAACAGGAUUACAGAUUAAAUCUGAAACAGAAGACAAAGGCAUUCAAGGCUAAGGAAGAAACAGGGUGGUCUUGGAGGUGUCAACACAAAAGGUAAUCAGAUCAUUCCCUCCCCUCAGAAUACUGCAAAGGGAAAAUGAGCUGGAGUAGUUGCCCAGAGCAGCAAGGAAGGAAGAAGAGCUCCUCUGCAUUCUCAGUUAACCUCAGAGAUGAGACACACAAAAACCAACUGCUGGUUUCUUAGGAGAAGCCAGCAAGCCAGAGACCUUUCUGAUUUAACCUAGGAGUAGCUUGAGGUGUUUUUCUUCCUUUCUGCACCUGUCUUUGUUAUAAACAUCUGAAAUGGUGCUGCCUGACUUGGAUGUUAUGAAUAAACACCCUUUCGUUCUACCUUCA
Messenger RNA from Colius striatus (speckled mousebird), 9244 nucleotides. RefSeq names its product ankyrin repeat and SOCS box containing 3 (gene ASB3). Gene Ontology annotation, molecular function: protein binding. The record is from RefSeq and is a predicted model, not a curated record. Gene Ontology annotation, biological process: intracellular signal transduction. The transcript is spliced from 11 exons. Lineage: Eukaryota; Metazoa; Chordata; Aves; Coliiformes; Coliidae. The coding region runs from base 197 to 1825 and encodes 542 amino acids.